Dimorphilus gyrociliatus is the source of this 466-nucleotide messenger RNA. The record is from the annotation of a GenBank genome assembly. NCBI's taxonomy places the organism in Eukaryota, Metazoa, Annelida, Polychaeta, Dinophilidae.
CAUGCAACACGAUUGGAGUAUGAAAAUGGAAUUAGGAGAUAGAUACUACGACUGGAAUACAUUUGAUAAUCUAAGAAAAGAACUUGAAUCAACGGAAAGGAUGUCAUUCUUUCUCUUUUGUAAAAUUACUAGACAUAUGAAACAAUCCGACAAACUUAUCGAUAAAGCUCUCUUCGAUAUCGAUAGAUGCCAAAAAGGACACGAACAAGAUAGGAUCUUUCACUUUGUAAGGAAAGUAGUCGACGCCUUUAACUAUUUGGGACAUGAACUUCAUACAAGACUUUCUUUAACGAUAGGGGUAAGAACAACGUUUGUUUCCUCUCAAAAUCCCGCCAUAGACCAUCAAUUGAGUAGAGAAACUGCCGAAAAACAAUAUUUCUCGCCUUCAACUCUUGCUUUUAACUAUAUCAGUUCUCUUUCUCUCUCUAUCAUUGCUUUUUUUUCAAGUCAAAAUAUGUCUCUAUGA